CGCGAGCUGACGUCAGGCGCAUCCCUGCAGCUACGUCCACCCCUCAGUUGGGGGGGUGUUAAGUUUUACUAGAGGCCGAGGCUCCGUGGUGUGUUAGGCCUCAGGAUGGCGUGCAACGAGACCAAGGUGAUCUAUCACCUGGAUGAGGAGGAGACUCCUUACCUGGUGAAGGUACCCGUUCCGGCCCAAGAAAUUCGACUGCGGGACUUCAAGGCGGCGCUGGGCCGGAGCCACGUCAAGUACUUUUUCAAGGCCAUGGACCAGGAUUUUGGAGUGGUGAAGGAAGAGAUCUCAGAUGACAACGCCAAGCUGCCAUGUUUUAAUGGGCGUGUGGUAUCCUGGUUGGUAUCGUCUGAGGCAUCACAGCCUGAAGUGACGCCACCCCCGCCACCAACAGAACUUAGGAAUGAGCCUUCACCCCUUCCUCCUCCUCUUCCUCCUCCACCUGCUGAAAGGACAAGUGGAAUUGGAGAUUCCCGUCCUCCAUCUUUCCAUCCAAAUAUCUCCGGAAGCACUGAGAACUUGGAUCAGGAGACCGAGACCGAGUCUGUGAUUUCUGUGAGGAGAGACCGGACAAGGAGAAGGGAAAGCUCAGAGCAAGGUAUGGGUAGGGGAAUUAAUGGACGUACUGAUCGUCACCUUGCAGGUUAUGAAUCUUCAUCAACCCUUCUUACUAGUGAGAUUGAAACCAGUAUUUGUGAUUCUGAGGAGGAUGAUGCCAUGAGCAGGUUCAGCAGUUCCACAGAGCAGAGCAGUGCCUCCCGACUUCUUAAAAGGCAUAGACGAAGACGCAAGCAAAGACCACCACGUCUGGAGAGGGCAUCGUCAUUCAGCAGUGUUACUGAUUCUACAAUGUCAUUGAACAUUAUUACAGUGACACUAAACAUGGAGAAAUACAAUUUUCUUGGAAUCUCCAUUGUUGGUCAGAGCAAUGAGCGAGGGGAUGGUGGGAUUUAUAUUGGUUCAAUAAUGAAGGGAGGAGCUGUUGCUGCAGAUGGAAGAAUCGAACCAGGGGACAUGUUGCUGCAGGUAAAUGAUAUAAAUUUUGAGAAUAUGAGCAAUGAUGAUGCAGUGAGGGUGCUGAGAGACAUCGUCCAUAAACCAGGACCCAUAAUUUUGACUGUGGCAAAGUGCUGGGAUCCUUCCCCUCAGGGGUAUUUCACCUUGCCCCGCAUUUACACAGAUGAACCUAUUCAGCCCAUUGAUCCCGCUGCUUGGGUAUCUCACUCUGCUGCAUUGAGUGGAUCGUUCCCAGUCUAUCCUGGAAGUGCAUCAAUGAGCAGCAUGACAUCCAGCACCUCCGUGACAGAGACUGAGCUGUCUCAUGCAAUACCACCAGUCUCCCUCUUCAGUCUCUCGGUACACACUGACCUUGCCUCCGUUGUAAAAGUUAUGGCAUCUCCUGAGUCUGGCCUGGAGGUUCGAGAUCGAAUGUGGCUUAAAAUCACCAUUCCUAAUGCCUUCCUUGGUUCUGAUGUGGUAGACUGGCUAUACCAUCAUGUUGAGGGGUUUCAAGAUAGGAGAGAGGCUCGCAAGUUUGCCAGUAAUCUGCUGAAGGCUGGUUUCAUCCGUCACACAGUGAACAAGAUUACUUUUUCUGAACAGUGUUAUUACAUUUUUGGAGAUCUUACUGGUUGUGAGAACUACAUGGCUAAUUUGUCCCUAAAUGAUAAUGAUGGUUCUAGUGGUGCCUCGGAUCAGGACACUCUGGCUCCACUCCCCCUUCCUGGAGCUACUCCAUGGCCUCUACUUCCCACCUUUCCUUACCAGUAUCCAGCUCCUCACCCUUACAGUACGCAACCUCCAGCCUACCAUGAACUGUCUUCCUACAGCUAUGGUCUGGGGAGUGCAGGAAGCCAGCACAGUGAAGGGAGCAGGAGCAGUGGUUCUACACGUAGUGAUGGUGGUCGAGGAAAGCAAAAGGAUGAUCGUUCUGGUGGCGGAGGUGGUGGAGAUUCUAAGUCUGGUUCUGGCAGUGAAUCUGAGUACUCUACUCGUAGCAGUCUACGGAGAGGUGGUGGUGGAGAAACCGGUCCCCCGAGUGAGCGAUCUGCCUCUUCGCGCCCCCCACCUCCUCCACAUCACCCUCAUCAUCAUCCCCCAUCCAUCCACUCCUAUACGGCUCCUGGUGUCCCCUUAUCCUAUAACCCAAUGAUGCUUAUGAUGAUGCCAUCACACCCUUUGCCCCCUCCUUCCUCUUGUCCAUCUUCAUCAUCGGUACCUCCUGGGGCUCCACCCCUUACACGAGACCUUGCAUCUGUCCCACCUGAACUUACUGCCAGUCGCCAGUCCUUCCAUAUGGCCAUGGGGAAUCCGAGUGAAUUCUUUGUUGAUGUCAUGUGAAACAUAUGGGGUGACAUUUUAAUCUGAAACUAACGCUUAUUGCGCCCUCCUUUGGCCUUAACACAAUAACACUAAAUCGUCAAGUGCUUUUAUGCAGAUUGUCAUUGACAUCAGUGAUAUGCUGAACUCCCCCAAAUUGGGGAAGCUAGUUAAGUGCUUUAUAAGGUAAAUAGUGACCUAGAAAUUUCUAAGAUUUGUUUAGAUAACUUCUGGGUGUCCUGUUUUUACAGCAAAUUCUUUAAUAUCAGAAUAUAGGCUGUUAAAAGAAGGGUGACAUUAUUGUGUGAACUUUUAAUAGCCUGACCCAAAUCAACACUAUUCCUUUCUGGUGCCGUUAUUUAAUGGGCAUCAAUGUUUACAGUGUUUUAGAUAUUGUUUUAAUUUUGUGGGGUGGUCAUUCUACUUCAGAGAAAGGUAUGUUUUGAAAAGGAAAAUUUGCUGUUAAAUCUACAGCAGCUGCACCCUUAUUGAGGGAUAUAAGAUUUGUACAAUGAAGGGUGUCCAACUUAUCGUUUAACAAAAAUUUAAUAGGUACGAAGAGAAAUAUUGUAUUUUGGCUAAUAUCCUAAAUCAUUCUUCCUAAUGCCUUUUUUUUUCCUUUUAAUGUGACUGAUAGAACAACUGUGAUGUCAUCUCUGAAAUGUCAUCACACCAGGUUGUAUAAAACCUGAACUCUAUGGAUUUAUACAGAGGGGUUUAGUAUACAGGGUUCCCUCGCCCUAUAUACGCGCACACGUAUGUAUUAGUAUACAGACGGUACUCGCUCCCUGUGGGGUGCGGUCAUUAUGAAGUAUUUUUGCUUUUAACUUUUUUCUUUUGGUAAGUGCACCAUCCCUGGCAGUGUCUAGUAACAUAUCCACUUCUAUUAACCCAUGAAGUGUAAUGAUCUGCCUGGGUAGGUUUUUGUGUAUCUUGCUUUGUUGCAUUUCUGAUCUGAUAGAAAAAGUUAACGCCUUUAUUUUGUUAAUAUCUAUCCAUGAAGCUGUGUCUGUGAAACACUGCUCCCCUCCAGCAUUUACCCUGUCCUCCCUAACCCAUCCAGGAUGGACAUGACAAUUAACUGUGCCUUGUGGACAGAAUGAACUCUGUUGGUGCCUUAAUGUAUUAGGUCUGGGGGGCAAGGGAUGUUGGCAUGGUUGCUCUUGCUCCCUGGGGUGUAAGUGCCUCUGUUACUUGCCUCUUUUUGUAUUUAUUAUCUUUUUUUAGUGUAUAAACUCACCAAUAAACGAAGUAAAAUUCGUAUUUUAUAGCAA
This is a messenger RNA of Bombina bombina (fire-bellied toad), 3596 nucleotides long. It is a transcript of the gene DVL2, whose product is annotated as dishevelled segment polarity protein 2. The transcript is spliced from 15 exons. NCBI's taxonomy places the organism in Eukaryota, Metazoa, Chordata, Amphibia, Anura, Bombinatoridae. Gene Ontology annotation, biological process: intracellular signal transduction; canonical Wnt signaling pathway. Gene Ontology annotation, cellular component: cytosol. The record is from RefSeq and is a predicted model, not a curated record. The coding region runs from base 106 to 2343 and encodes 745 amino acids. Gene Ontology annotation, molecular function: frizzled binding.